CGCGCGCGCGCGGCCGGCGGAACCCGGAAGUGAGGGCGCCUCGCGCGCGCAACCCGCACCCGCGGGCUCCGGGGGUCGGUCGCGCGGAGCCCGACCCCGCGAUGGCGCACGAGCAGGGGCGGGGGCCCUCCCCGCCUCCCUCCCGCCGGCUGCUGGACGCGGUGCUCCAGAACCUCUACGAUUUUGGAGAGACAGAAGAUGAAGCGGAACAGAAAAGGAUCCGAAGGAAAAAGGAAAACAAGAAGAGAGAUGCGGGGACCCCCGUGGCCUUGGGGGCCGAGCCCGCUCCCCCACCUGGUGCUCCUGUAAGAGGCCGGAGGAAGAAGGCUUCGAGCUUCUUCUCGGAGCUCCGGGAAGAGCUGCGGUGUGCCCCCUCCGUGACCCCCCCGGAGGCCCCCGCAGGCCCACAAGCCCCCCGGGCGGCAGCAUCGCCCUCUCCCCCGAACAGGAGGGAGCCGGUGGAAGUGGUGGAAUUCCACAGCAGGAGUAAGAAAAGGAGACAGAGGCCGGAUCAAGAUGAGGACGCCAAGACCAAAACUAGUAUCCUGGACAAAGAUGUGAAUAUACAAGAAUUUAACUUAGAAAAGGCUCGGCUGGAGGUGCACCGGUUUGGGAUCACGGGCUACGGAAAAGGGAAGGAGAGAGUCCUGGAACGGGAGCGUGCGGUCAUGCUGGGCGCACAGCCUCCCAAGAAGAGUUACGUGAAUUACAAGGUUUUGCAGGAGCAGAUCAAAGAGAAAAAGGCAGCCAAGGAAGAGGAAAAGAGAAUGGCCCAGGACACAGACAUUUUCAAGAAAAAGAAGAGGAAAGGGCAGGAGGACAGGAAAUCCAAGAAGAAGAAGGCAGCUCCCAGCAUUUUGUCAAGUGGACGGAUUGGCCAGGUUGGAAAAUUCAAAAAUGGGACCUUGAUCCUGAGCCACGUCGACAUCAGGAAGAUAAACUCGUCCCGCGUGGCUAAGUGAGCUGCUGCCGAGCCAGAGGGGCGGGAAGCCCUGUACUGAGGCUGGGCCGGCCGGACUCCAGACCGUUACUAUUUCCUGCUUCGUGACCGUUCUUUGGGGGAAAGUCAGAGAGGACCAGGAAAGCUUCUGGGCUCAUGUGUCUGCGGGGCCACGUCGGGCCAGGAAAGCUUCUGGGUCUGUGUCUGCGGGGCCACGUCGGGCCAACCACGCGCCGUGCGCGUGUGAAGUGAACCUGGCGGAAGACGUUUAAUUUUCCCAGCGCGUCACUCGAGUGUCACUGUCACUGGUGUUUUGUGCAUUUGCUCGUAAGAAGAUUUCUCAGGAAUGUACUGAUUUGUAAGGGCUAAUAAUUAGCUUUCAAUCGCCAUUUAAUUUUCUAAAAACGACUCGAUGUCACUGUAUCGUGAAAGCUAACAAUGUGGUCAUUUGUCAAGUUAUUUUGUGGGAAAAGCAGCUUCCAUGUUCAGGCUCAAGUGUAUAAAGUCUACUUCACAGGAAGGGACGUAAAUAAAAUUCACCCUUUGGGGCGUGUGUGGCCGUGACUGAAA
This is a messenger RNA of Myotis myotis, 1510 nucleotides long. It is a transcript of the gene FSAF1, whose product is annotated as chromosome unknown C1orf131 homolog. The transcript is spliced from 7 exons. The record is from RefSeq and is a predicted model, not a curated record. Lineage: Eukaryota; Metazoa; Chordata; Mammalia; Chiroptera; Vespertilionidae. Bases 102 to 962 code for a protein of 286 amino acids.